AUGUAUCGGAGCAGCUCCGUCGGGGUGGGAACCCCUGGGGCUGCCAAAGCGAGGGGUGUUCCUCGUGGGAGCUCCUGCUGCUCGUACAAAAUCGGACCUGUUAGUUACGCCUCUUGGCAGGCUUCUGGGAGCCAUAAGAGCAAAACAGCAAGGAGCGAUAUCUGCGGUUACACCUGUAAGCAGCGAGGCCGAAGCUGUGCGCCAUGGCCCUGCCACACUGCCCAGACCAACGCGGGUCUCCUCGGUGGCCCGACUGGUUUUUCCGGGCAAGGAAAACUUUUCUGCCCGGCAAGGCAGGCCACUGCAACCCAUACAGUCUCCCGGUCUGUGGCUUGCUCUCCUCAAGCCUGCCCCGAGCCAGCCCGCCCGCUGGCUCCCGUCCCAGCGGGAGGCCGCAGAGGCCGGAAACUCAAGGCAGGAGUGGUUCCCCGCGGGGGCGCAUCGGUGCCCCGGCGUUCGACUCGUUCUGCCUGCAGCGUGAGCCGGUGGGGCCGCGCGGGGCGCGGAACGGCGGUGAGGGCGUUCCAUCGGUUGGGCGGGGAUGGACUAGCCGGGCCUGGGAAGAUGGCCUCCUCGGAGCAAGCGGAGCAGCCCAGCCAGGCUGGCUCCUGCCCUGCGACUGAAAAUGCAGCAUCUCGGGAGCCACUGAUUGUGACAGCAGUGAAGUUUUUACAGAAUCCACGAGUCCGCCAAAGUCCUCUUGCAACCAGAAGAGCAUUUCUGAAGAAGAAAGGCCUGACAGAUGAAGAAAUUGACCUGGCUUUCCAGCAGUCGGGCACAAGCACGGAUGAGCCACAGUCCCCAGGUCCUUCUACACAGCUAGUGCCGACUCAGCCCUCUCACCCUGUGGUAUAUAGUCCACCUGGCUCCAGAUGGCGAGAUUAUGGGGCUUUGGCUAUCAUAAUGGCAGGAAUUGCCUUUGGAUUCCACCAGCUCUACAAGAAAUACCUGCUUCCUCUCAUCAUGGGAGGCAAAGAAGACAGGAAACAACUUCAGAGAAUUGAGUCAAAUAUUUCUGAGAUGAGUGGCAGUGUGACACAGACAGUGACUCAGUUACAGACAACUUUAGCAGCUGUCCAGGAACUGCUAAUCCAGCAACAACAGAAAAUUCAGGAGCUCACCCAAGAACUGGCUGCUUCUAAGGCCACAACUUCCACCAACUGGAUUCUGGAGUCGCAGAAUAUUAAUGAAUUGAAAUCUGAGAUCUACUCGUUAAAAGGACUUCUUCUGAACCGGAGGCAGUUCCCUCCCUCCCCUUCGGCUCCUAAGAUCCCGUCAUGGCAGAUCCCAGUGAAGCCAAGCUCACCCUCCAACCCUGUUGUUGCCAACCAUAAUAGCAGCAGUGACAUCUCACCUGUCAGCAAUGAGUCUACCACCUCGUCACCAGUCAAGGAGAACCACAGCCCUGAGGGUUCGAAGGUCAGCUGCCAUCUGCUGAGCACAGAGGAAGGCAACAAAGCGGUGAUUGACGUCAAGAGCCAAGUGCGGAUGGAGGUGCAGGGUGAGGAGGAGAAAAGGGAAACCAAAAGGAAUGAAGAGGAGGAAGAGGACGAUGAGGAUGAUGAUGUUAGCCAUGUGGAUGAGGAGGAAUGCCUGGGUGUCCAGACUGAGGACCGGCGAGGAGGGGAUGGUCAGAUUAAUGAGCAAGUGGAAAAGCUACGAAGACCUGAGGGGGCCAGCAACGAGAAUGAGAUUGACUAAGGCAUCCUGGCUUCUGCUGCUGCUGCUGUACAUCUUCCCUAGCCUCCUGCACUGUCCCUGGUGCCUCUCCCAUUUUGUGGAGAGAAGUGCCACCAUCCCCUCCAGUGAUUCUCCCAUGAUUGACCUUGAGUAGGGUCAUGAUUGCCCAGUGAACAAGGUGGGCCCUGUUUCACCACAGGGCUUUGCAGUGGCUUCUUCUCCCCUCCCAGACCCACCUUCUCCCCAUGAGCUGGGGUCACUGCCUAGGCUGGAAGACCAAUCGCCUUACCAUGCACCACAGCUACAGAAUAAGUCCUCCUACAAAAACACCAUCUUUCCUGAAAUGGUCAGCCUCUUCGCUGCUUCCUAGAGUCCUUCUAUCCAAUUUCAGAAACAAAUCUGUCCUGAGCUCUUUGAUUUCACAAGCCUUUAAUCCCCACAUAAGGCACAAACCAGUUCUCUGUUUCCCCAAAUAAUCCUCUGUUUUAUUUCUCAAACUACUUGAUAUUCUGUUGCCAAAAAAGAGAAUGUUUUAACCCUGAAUUCCUCACCAGAUCUUGGUCUUGGCUCUUCCAAGCCUUAUGUCAAGCCUCAAACUCCUGAAACUACCUAGCAUCUAAAAACACUAAAUUUCUGUGGGGUCCAAAGAACACUAUUUCUACCCCACAUGCUUACACCCGUCAAAGUGGCCUCUUGCUAGGGGCCAAGUCCAGGUUUCAUGGCCACAGUAAAAUCCAUGAGAACAGGUGGCUUUGUUACUGAUUGCUCCCCAAUAAAAGAAGGCUUUAAAAGAAGUUGACCCCACUCACCCCAAUUAUUACCCUUCCUCCUCUAAAGACAAGGAGCUCACUUCAGUUUUUGACAUCUUACAUUUUAUUUAUAGCUGCCCUGAAUGAAUGAAUGAAUGAGGUGGUAUCAGCUGCUGAAAUAGUUCGUUAAUUCUGAAUCUUUGCAAUGGUUCUUAGCCUGUUUUUCUCCUUAAAUGAGGAGAAAACCCAUCUUAAAUGAUCAGCUGAGACCUGCACCUACCGAGUGACAGGCACCUGCUUCAGCAAAGCAGUCUUUACAGAAGAGAGAACAGUUCCAGCUCUGAGGUACGCCGCUGGCCCUUCUUGCCCAGUCCAGCCUUUUUUUGCCCCAUUGGGGCCAUAUACAAAUUAAAACAAUGAAUUUUGAAACCUCUCAUUUGCAGCAUUGUGUUCUCAGCUCAAUUGGUGGUGUCCAAUUAUAUUAUUCACUGCAUCAGAGCCUCUUAGCAGAGCAAUUCUUGUAACAACUGAGUCUCACUGUCCUCACCAAGCAAGUG
Messenger RNA from Gavia stellata (red-throated loon), 2986 nucleotides. It is a transcript of the gene PEX14, whose product is annotated as peroxisomal biogenesis factor 14. The coding region runs from base 1 to 1701 and encodes 566 amino acids. Gene Ontology annotation, biological process: protein import into peroxisome matrix, docking. Gene Ontology annotation, molecular function: signaling receptor binding. The transcript is spliced from 9 exons. The record is from RefSeq and is a predicted model, not a curated record. Gene Ontology annotation, cellular component: peroxisomal membrane; peroxisomal importomer complex. Lineage: Eukaryota; Metazoa; Chordata; Aves; Gaviiformes; Gaviidae.